AUGGCGAGAAAGGUGGCCGCAUCGGAGAUUCUCCAGCACAACAAGAGGGGCGAUGUAUGGAUUGUUGUUGAUGGACAAGUCUACAACAUGACUGAAUUCGCACCAGAGCACCCCGGCGGGCAAGAGAUUAUAUAUAAAUUCGCCGGAAAAGAUGCCACUGAAGAGUACAGUCGGGUACACUCGCCUUCAUUGAUCCGAGAGACUGUGGGAGACAAAGGCCAUAUCGGGUCCCUCGAUGAAUCCACCAUAACAGAAGACUGGAAAGCUGCCAAUCAGCCCGUAACCCAAACCGCGUUGGUGAAAUCAGGCGAGAAGCCGGCACUCAAUGACAUUUUUAACAUGGACGACUUUGAAAAGGCGGCGCAUAUUGCAUUAUCCGACAAGUCUUGGGCAUACAUCAGAGGAGGAUCGAAUGACAACAUCACACGAGACGCCAACAGUUCCAUGCUUCGCCAGAUCUGGCUGCGCCCGAGGGUACUGCGCAACGUUGGUACUGUGACGACAAGCACGAAGCUAUUCGGAUGUGAGCUUGACAUACCCGUCUUCAUCUCACCUACGGGCGCUGCACGAGCUGGCGGUGCCGAGGGCGAGUUGACGCUGGCUCGAGGGGCGAAUGCGGCGCGAAUCGUGCAUUGUUUCGCGACUCCCUCAUCAUAUACGCAUACCGAGGUUUUAAACGAGACCAAGCGACAGGUCUUCUUCCAGCUAUACGUUGACAAGAACCGUGCCAAAUCUGAAGCUACCAUCCGGACGAUGGAGGCGAGCGGUAAAGUAAAGGCCAUUCUGCUGACGGUUGACGUCCCUGUAAUACCCAAACGAGAAGACGACGAGCGCGUAAAGUCAACAGAGCAGCUGGCAGUAUCGGGAGUUGGGAAGAGUUUUGAAACCAAGACGAGCGACAAAAAGGGCGCCGGUUUUGCGCGCCAAGCAGCGUCGUUUAUCGAUCCGACAACUAGCUGGGACGAUCUCAAGUGGCUACGGAGCAUCACGCAGCUACCCAUUGUUGUCAAAGGCGUACAGACGGCAGCAGAUGCCAUGAUGGCUGCGAAAAUGGGAGUUCAAGGCAUCGUCAUCAGUAACCACGGCGGUCGCGCAGCUGAUACUGCGCCGCCUUCUAUUCUUGUCCUACUAGAGCUGCAGAAGCAGUGUCCCGAGGUAUUCGCCCAGCUUGAAGUGCUCAUUGACGGCGGUUUUCGACGAGGAUCAGACAUUGUCAAAGCUAUUUGCUUGGGCGCAUCUGCGGUGGGGAUGGGUAGGCCGUUUCUCUACUCCCUGAGCUACGGCCAAGAAGGUGUAGAGCAUGCAGCAUGGAUCAUUAAAGAAGAGAUUGAGACGGCUAUGCGUCUGUGUGGCAUGACGGAUUUGAUGAGGGACGCGCAUCCGGAUCUUGUAAACACGAGCAGCCUUGACUUUAUGGUGCCUGGACUUGGACAUCCAUACGCGCGCAAAGUCGACAAAUCAGCUGGGUGGCUUAGUUUGCUACGAUCAAAGCUGUAG
Molecule: messenger RNA, 1497 nt
Organism: Trichoderma atroviride IMI 206040
Lineage: Eukaryota; Fungi; Ascomycota; Sordariomycetes; Hypocreales; Hypocreaceae
Molecular function (GO): oxidoreductase activity
Source: RefSeq, a predicted model, not a curated record